Molecule: messenger RNA, 1617 nt
Organism: Eurytemora carolleeae
Lineage: Eukaryota; Metazoa; Arthropoda; Copepoda; Calanoida; Temoridae
Product: EIN3-binding F-box protein 1
Exons: 1
Coding region: 1-1617 (538 amino acids)
Source: RefSeq, a predicted model, not a curated record
AUGGAAGUGAACAAGCCCGGUUUAGAGAGGAUGGUUGUGUAUGAUUUUAUCUCGGUUCUUAAAUAUUUAAAUAUGAAAGAUAAGAUGUGUCUUAGAGCAGUAAAUACAAAUCUUCACAGUCGGAUUAACCAGCUAGAGGACACCUUUAAGGUUUGGAGUGUUGGUAAAGUUAAUUCUGCCAAGCUCAUGAGAGUGGCAGAUGAAAUACAAAUCAUUGAAGACCUUACACUGAAGCUCUCAAGCAACAAUGUUGGACAUGCUUUUGUGCAUUUGAUUGAAAAUCAUCCAGAAAUUCAUACUCUGGAUUUAUCCCUGCAUGUCCAAGGGGCACUUCAAAGUGAUUUCAUCUUGCUUGCAAUAUUCUCAUGCAUGGAUCAGCUAAAAUAUUUACACAUUCGCAAUCUACCAGGCAAAGGAGAAUUAUUGGAAAGUGUGCGUAUCUCAUCCAGCUUGGAGAAUCUUCUUCUCAGCAACUGCAAUCACCUUUCAAACAAAGGAUUUACACUUAUCCUGAGAAAUUUCUGUAGUGGUCUGAAAUUGCUGAUAUUGCAUCGUGUAAGCGUUUCUACACUACGAGUUAAGAAGGGAGAGAAAAUUCUUCCUAUGAUAGAGAAACUGGUGCUAAAUGAAUGCUUCAAUUUGAAUGACGCUAGGCUAAGUGAAAUUCUGGCAACCUGUGGAACCCAAAUUAAGGAGUUGAGAAUAAUAAAAUCUGGUCAGAUUAAGGAUAUGGUCGUCAAGCGUGAUUUGAAAAUAUCUUUUCCGUCCCUUGAGAUACUUAAGAUUAAAAGAUGUGUUAAUAUGACCGAAAACGGACUUAAUAAUAUACUGAGAAUGUCUGGAAGUGAACUUAAAGAAUUGAGUUUAUGUGGGAUGAUGAUAAAUGGAAAAGAGUUUGAUGAAAAGGUGAAAUCGUUCCCAAAACUUAAAUUUCUGAAUUUGAAAAAUUGUAUGAAUGUUGAUGACGCUGGACUCAGUCAAAUACUGGCAUCUUGUGGAACCAGCCUUGAGGAGUUAAAUAUACAAAACUUAAAGAAGAUCAAGAAUAUUAAUGGGAAGCAUGAUUUGAAAAUAUCAUUUCCAUGCCUUGAGAUAUUAUGUCUGGAUGGAUGUAGUAACAUAACGGAUAAAGGACUGUAUAAUAUAUUAAGAAUGUGUGGAGGUAAACUUACGGAAUUGUAUUUAGUUGGAAGUUCAUUCAUCCGUGGACAAAACUUUAUGCAAGAGGUUAAGCCUUUUCCCAAACUUGAAAUAUUGGACAUGCACUCCUGUGGUUAUGUAACCCAUGAAAACCUUCAUGAGAUGUUCAAUGUUCUUGGAGGUAGUAUCCGAGAACUUCAUUUAAGUUCAGACAGGGUUGAUUUAUUGUGCUUGGAUGGGUGUCUCAAGUCUCUCUCUAAACUAGAAAUCCUGCACUUGGAGAACUGUCUCAUGAUUCGCCCGAGUAGGUUCCAACAGGUCUUCGACAUGGUUGGUAAAAAAGUCAAGACCUUGUCUAUCUCAAAUGUUUACAGCAAUUUUUCAUCUGAAUUCGAAGAGAAGAUGAGACUAACCUACCCUCAACUGGAGCUCACUGUUUCAAGACUGGAGGAGGAUCCUUUGAAGGAUUUCCCAUAA